AUGUCUAAACCACUUCUUUCAUCUAUGCCAGUGUACGACAGCAGCUGGUUGGAUGAUGAUUCGACAAUAUCGGGGGACAAAAAGACAAACAAGUACACACCGUUUUUUGAACCGGUGGUAAAUACAUUUGGAGACGGUGGGUACAGCCCACACGUGUCAUAUCAUUACAAUCCAGCUGUGUCAAGGUACCAUUAUGGAGUGCGACAUCCAAUGAAGCCAUUUCGAUGCAUGCUAACAGAUCACUUGGUGAUUGGAUACAAGCUAUACGAACAAAUGGAUUUAUACAUGCCCCGCGCAGCAACACGGAAAGAGCUUUUAGAGUUUCAUUCGGAAGAUUACAUCAAAUUUCUAGAGUCGGUCACACCGGAAAAUGCUCACAAGUAUGGCGAGCAGCUUACAAAAUUCAACAUAAAUGAUGACAACCCUGUUUUCCAAGGUAUGUACGACUAUUGCAAGUUGUAUGCUGGAGCCUCACUGGAUGCGUCAAGGAAGUUGGUGAGUGGGAUGAGUGACAUAGCGAUAAAUUGGUCGGGUGGCCUCCACCACGCCAAGAAGUAUGCACCAAGUGGAUUUUGCUAUGUGAAUGACAUAGUACUGGCGGCUUUGAACCUCCUCAGGGUUUUCCCGCGUGUUUUAUACAUAGAUAUCGAUCUUCAUCAUGGUGAUGGAGUUCAAGAGGCGUUUUAUCUGACGGACAGGGUGAUGACGGUCUCUUUCCACAAGUAUGACGGGUGGUUUUUCCCUGCUACGGGAAAUUAUGACGAGACUGGAAUAGGUAGUGGCAAGCAUUUCGCCCUAAAUGUGCCGCUAAGAGACGGAAUAGAUGACGAGUCGUAUGUGCGAUUAUUCAAGUCGAUUAUGGAGAAGGUGAUCACGAAAUUCCAGCCUUCUGUGAUCAUCCAACAGUGUGGAGCCGACUCACUUGGCCAUGACCGGUUGGGUGGCUUCAACUUAAACAUCAAAGCACAUGGAGAAUGCGUUAAAUUCAUCAAGAGUUUUGGAAUUCCUAUGCUAUGUGUUGGCGGAGGAGGGUACACUCCUCGAAACGUGAGUCGGCUAUGGUGCUAUGAAACGAGUGUUAUGACAAAUAUGCAUUUAAGAUCGGAGCUACCGGGCAAUCUUCCAUUUAGAUCAUUUUUCGGACCGGACUACUCCUUACACCCCGAACUAGGCGGGAAGAUCAAGAACAAGAACACCAGAGAGUAUCUUGAGAAUAUCCGGUGUCAUGCAUUGGAAAACUUGCGGUAUCUGGAUUCGGCACCUUCCGUUUCUAUGCAAGAGAUUCCGCCUGAUAUUCAGAACAUGGAUGAUGAUGAAGAGGAUGCAAUUGUGUCCAGGCUGAAUAAGGAAAGCGAGAGGGAUCACUACAUGAACGAGCAGAGAUACUGGAUUAGUGCUAAAGAAGAUGCUGGGCCGGGCGAGUUGCUCGAAUGA
Brettanomyces bruxellensis is the source of this 1434-nucleotide messenger RNA. RefSeq names its product histone deacetylase (gene HOS2). Gene Ontology annotation, molecular function: histone deacetylase activity. The record is from RefSeq and is a predicted model, not a curated record. The transcript has a single exon. NCBI's taxonomy places the organism in Eukaryota, Fungi, Ascomycota, Pichiomycetes, Pichiales, Pichiaceae. Bases 1 to 1434 code for a protein of 477 amino acids.